GGAGGGUCUGUCUGCCUGAAGCCGCACUCACUCGCUCUCUCUCUCUCCCCCUCAGUCUCUCUGUGACUCCCUGUUCCACUGGGUCUCUGCCUCCCACACACAGCCCAACACUAGCCCACUGCUGCAUCUCGGUGCUUUGAAGAAAACCAACAUCGAUCCCUUUGCUGUGUGACCAUGUCUGUCAGAGCUCUGAAGACCACCACCGUCUCCUCCAGGUCCAACUCCUCCGGGGGGGGCGGGGUCGGUCCAGGCCAGAGGUGCUACAGCAGCCGCUCCUUCUCCGGCUAUGGGGGUCCCGGCGCUGGCAAGCAGUCCUUCGCCGUCCGCAGCUCCUAUGGGGGCGUGGGCUCCAGCGGGGCCGGCAUGGGGGCCGGCAGCGGGGGCUUUGCGGUGGGCGGGUACGCGGCCGGAGGGUCGGGUCAGAGAGGCGGCGCCGUAGAGUAUGGCUACAUGGGCGUCGGCGGAGGUAUGGGCGGCGGUAUGGGCAUGGGUGGCGGUAUGUGCAUGGCUGGGGGUAUGGCUGGGGGUAUGGGUGGAGGCAUGGCCACCAGAGCGGCCCCCAUCACGUCUGUGACGGUCAACAAGAGCCUCCUGACGCCCCUGAACCUGGAGAUCGACCCCAGCAUCCAGGUGGUCCGCACCCAGGAGAAGGAGCAGAUCAAGGGCCUCAACAACCGCUUUGCCACCUUCAUCGACAAGGUGCGCUUCCUGGAGCAGCAGAACAAGAUGCUGGAGACCAAGUGGAAGCUGCUCCAGGAACAGACCAGCAGUCCCUCCAGCAUGGACGCCAUGUUCGAAGCCUACAUCUCCAACCUGCGCAGACAGCUCGACGGCCUGGGCAACGAGAAGCUGCGGAUGGAGUCCGAGCUGUAUAGCAUGAAGAGCAUGGUCGAGGACUUCAAGAACAGGUAUGAGGACGAGAUCAACAAGCGCAACGAGGCGGAAAACACCUUUGUGCUGAUAAAGAAGGAUACAGAUGCAGCCUACCUCGUUAAAGUUGAACUUGAGGCUAAAUUGGACGGCCUCUCAGAUGAACUUGAAUUCCUGAGACAGCUCUACGAUAUGGAGCUGCGUGAGCUGCAGAGCCAGAUCAAGGACACCUCGGUCGUCGUGGAGAUGGACAACAGCCGUAGCCUGGACAUGGACGCCGUGGUGGCGGAGGUGCGCGCUCAGUAUGAGGACAUCGCCAACCGCAGCAGGGCCGAGGCCGAGGCCUGGUACCAGUCUAAGUAUGCAGAGAUGCAGCAGUCAGCAGGGCAGCAUGGAAACGACGUGAAGUCAACCAAGGCUGAGAUCGCCGACAUGAACCGCAGGAUAAUGAGGCUUCAGUCGGAGAUCGACAUGGUGAAGGCCCAGCGCAACACCCUGGAGGGUCAGAUUGCAGAGGCUGAGGAGCGCGGCGAGAUGGCGGUGAAGGACGCCAAGCUCCGCAUCAGAGACCUGGAGGAGGCCCUCCAGAGAGCCAAGCACGACAUGACCUUGCAGGUCCGCCAGUACCAGGAGCUGAUGAACGUCAAGCUGGCCCUGGACAUUGAGAUCGCCACCUACAGGAAGCUGCUGGAAGGAGAGGAGGACAGGUUGCUCACAGGGAUCAAGACGUCAUGUGUGUCAAAGCAGACAUCUGUGAAUUACAACGCCUAUAACUGCAUGGAGAGCUCCCGCACACCAUCAUACGUGAGCGCCUCCUUCGGUGGAUCACAAGCAGUCAGCACCGCCUUCGGUGGCCACGAGGGGGCAGUGGUGAGCAGCGGAGACGACAAAGAAAGCAGCAGCAGCUCCGCCGCCACGGUCACCAAGGUAGAAGCCGUUGUUGUCAAGACGGAGGAGAAGCAGGAGGCCGAGGCCGAGCCGGUGGCGCCGGUGGCGCCGGUGGCUGCCGAGGAAAAGGAGAUUGCCGCUGUGGAGCAGGAGGCCACAGCAGAGGACGAGCCAGUGGAAGCCCCCGUUGAAGAGUGAAGUUCAUUCGUUCACCUGAAUGGUUGACCCCUUGAUGUCGUGGUUCGAUGAUCUAUUUCAUUCUGUUAAAAACAGAUAAUUGGGGGAAAAAUAAAUAAAUAAAUUGUUCCACACAUUUGCCAACCGUAUAAUGCUGAUUGCAUUCGUGUUCAAAUUUGAUGCAAACCUCAAUGUGAAAUAAAGGACUUAUGUAAACAGGAUAUCUAUCAGGCCUACUGAUGAAAGCCCAAUGGGCUCUUCAAGAACAGUUGAAGAAAACUUUUUUUCAUUUCAACUGUGUUUCAUCCCAAAAUCCUCUGGUUUGAAUAAAGAUUCCAAAGUUUCCUUUGAAGGUCUUAGUGUUCAUGCUUACUUUACUUUUUUUUUUACAUGUAGUCUAGAAUCAUCUUGAUCAUCUUGUAUUUAUAUUUCGGAUAGUAGAGUGUAUAUUUAUCAACCUGUCAUACACAGUGAAUCCUAAGCCCAGAACAAAGAAGAAGGCGGGGGAAUAAGACAAACGUAACCUCUUCAGCUCUGUUGUCUAGAACACACACAGUCAUCAUUUGAACACCAUCAUGAUUUUUGCCGGCUGUUGGUGCUGUUUGGUGUGUUCUGCUCUCUAUUUCUGUCCGUAGCGUUCAGUAGGCCUACAGGUUCCUCUUUUCACAGUCCAUGUGAGAAGGCCCAUUAGCCAUUUCACAAGUAGUAUUCAUUAGAAAUAUAUAACCCGUCCCUGACCCUGUGGUUCCUGAAUCUACUGUCUGCUAUCAGCAGUGUAGAAACAAAUGGGGAAUUCUCCACGUCCCUGACAAAUGUCUUUCGCUGUGGGCGUGCCUUCAGUGCAGUUGCAUGCCUCGGGUCACUCACAACAUACUUUUAUGAUGACAUUUUUUAUGAGAAGUAUGAAUACUGAUGCCUUGAAUCCAAAUAUUGGGCAAAGGUAACAAAUCUGCAGGUAGUUCAAGGAGCAGUUAACAAGGAACGACCCACCUCUUUUUUUUACUAUAGAGCAUGAAAAGGAUUCAAAGUUACAUGCUCUCCAUAGAUAGUACACACACAUACUCUAUGCACACAAGCCUGCGGCAAACAUACCAAACGACCCUAAUCAAGACAGGUUCAUGUUCUGUCAUAUCUGGGUUUGAUGGAUGGUCAAUAGACGUGUAAGAUUCCAGAAACAUUUUCGUAAUAAUGAAACAAUCAACCACGCUGAGAAGCACCAUCAUGUAAUGCCUGUUUACCAGAAUAACUUUUAUGUGUGGAUGUGUGAGGGCACCUAUAGAGAACACCAUUUCUAAAUUAUAUUUGCCAAAUUAUAGUUCAUCUCAGUACUACAAACCUAGCAAAAACCAAGCAGCGAUCUAAGUCUGUCCUGUUUUGUGGAAGCAUCUCGUGGUUGUGCAUGUGGGAUGGGUGUGGUAUGUUUGUAUGUGAAUGCAGAGAGAAGGAAUAAAUUACUACUUU
This is a messenger RNA of Gadus chalcogrammus (walleye pollock), 3396 nucleotides long. Its product is annotated as keratin, type II cytoskeletal 8-like. The record is from RefSeq and is a predicted model, not a curated record. Lineage: Eukaryota; Metazoa; Chordata; Actinopteri; Gadiformes; Gadidae. Gene Ontology annotation, biological process: intermediate filament organization; keratinization. The transcript has 9 exons. Gene Ontology annotation, cellular component: keratin filament. Bases 175 to 1956 code for a protein of 593 amino acids. Gene Ontology annotation, molecular function: structural constituent of skin epidermis.